AUGGCAUCAUUUGUUACAGUUAGAGGACAGGCCCUCUCGUUAGAAUCACAAACAGAAUCUUUACUGUCGAAAUUCUCACAGUUCGCACAGGCCACAAGCUCGGAGCCGACAUCCAAAGAGAGAAGCGUGGACAGUCGACUCGAAAGCAUACUUAUUCAAAGGCAAGAGGUGGUAGAUUCUUUGAGCAAAAUAUGCGAUGAGACCCCAGGAAUCUCGUCAUCUAAGACUUUGCAGGUACAACGGCAUCGGGAGGUGCUGCAUGAACACCGGCAGCAUUUCAGGAACUUAAGAUCAUCCAUUCAGCAGGAGCGCAACAGGUUGAAUUUGUUGUUUAGCGUCAAGAAGGACAUUGCCCAACAGUCGGAAGAGAGCCCAGAUGCAUACAUCCAGGAUGAAAGUCGCAGAAUUGAGGAGUCGCACAAUGUGGUGGACAGCUUGUUGUCACAGGCAUGGCAAACAAGAGACCAAUUUGCGGCACAAAGAGUUACACUUCAAUCGGCGAGCGAUAAAAUGCUGUUCACGUUGCAGCGGGUCCCGGGCAUCAAUCAGAUAAUUUCCAAGAUUAACACGAGAAGAAAGAAAAACGCCGUGAUACUGGCGGGCCUAAUUACAGUUUGUAUAUUAUUCUUAUUUUUCACCUGGUAA
Messenger RNA from Lachancea dasiensis, 645 nucleotides. NCBI's taxonomy places the organism in Eukaryota, Fungi, Ascomycota, Saccharomycetes, Saccharomycetales, Saccharomycetaceae. The record is from the annotation of a GenBank genome assembly.